CAGUGCAAAAUGACAUGCCCACGUCACGCUCUGUAUACCUUUAGGAGUCCCAUGCCUCUCGUUGAAAUGCAUGCCACCAACUUCGCACCAACAUGAGCAACCUAGGCGAGUCGGGACGCAGUUUCGAGACGGUUAAAGAAGACCUCGCGAGAUCAAUUCUGGCAGCGAAAAAACCAGCGGAUCUCAUAGUUCCGUUGAUCUACUCCAUCCCAGUCUUCGCACCAGUGAGAAUAUGCAUUGAGCUUGGUGUAUUCGAGCACCUAUCCAGGUCCAGCGUUCCACUGUCGGCAGAUACACUCGCAAAGGACCUCUGCGGCCAAACGGGUCAAGAUGCUGGCAACAAGAGUGAAACCUGUGACUUUCUCGUGCGUAUGCUGCGCACAGUGCAAGCCAUCGGCCUCGUCGAUGAAGUGGCCGAGUUCACGUAUCUUGCCAACGCCUUGACACACACCAUGGCCGAGCCGGGCUUUGCUGCGGGUUUCCAGUUGACGUUCGACAAUUUGACGGAGCCGAAGAGCACAAUAUCGGAAAUGUUGAAAUACCACCAAGCAAAUGCCUGGCAAGUUGCUGCAUCCGCCAACGAUGGUGCAUGGCAACGAGCAAGGAAUGCAGUCGGGACGUCGACGUUCGACAGCUGGGUUGCGGAUGAUCCGAUUCAACUGACUCGGUUGAAUGCUUUGAUGCAGCGUAUGCAAAGUGAUCGACUGCAUUGGACCGAAUGGUUUCCUGAGAACCGACUGUUUCAUUAUGCUGGCAGGAACCCUGAACAACGUAUGGUCGUGGUCGAUGUGGGAGGCGGUCGCGGGCACGAUAUCAAGGCAUUUGCGAAGAAGUAUGCACAGGCGCCAGUCUCAGCAAUACUGCAGGACCUCCGCGGCACAAUCGAAGAGGCAAGGGCCGAGAUGCAAGCAGCAGGUAUCGAGGUGUGCGUGCAUGACUUCUUCCAGCCGCAGCCGGUGCGAGGCGCGGACAUCUACUACAUGCACAAGAUCAUGCAUGAUUGGCCGGAUGAAGGCUGUGUCCGCAUUCUCGAGCAUCUGCGAGAUGCCAUGACGCCUCGGUCUCGAAUUCUGAUCAACGAAGUCAUCUUGCCGAAUAGAGGCUGCUCUCUUCUGCAUGCCUGUUUCGACAUCAACAUGCUGGCAUUACACUCCGGUAGAGAGCGGGAUGAAGCAUCGUGGGAACGACUGAUCUCCCAAGUCGAAGGGCUGAGCAUCCGUAAGUUUUGGCACGCCCCCAAUGACGAAGGAGAGGGCAUUGUGGAGGUGGGCCUCACCAACUUCUGAUGGCGCUGCGGUCAAUGGUGUUGGAGGUCGGAGUUGUCGCGACGGACUUGAAGUUGGGUAGUUAUGGGAGACUUUGCUCAGCCACGAUCUUGUCACAAACCCAAUUACAACG
This is a messenger RNA of Neohortaea acidophila, 1398 nucleotides long. Its product is annotated as O-methyltransferase-domain-containing protein. The coding region runs from base 93 to 1286 and encodes 397 amino acids. The transcript is spliced from 3 exons. NCBI's taxonomy places the organism in Eukaryota, Fungi, Ascomycota, Dothideomycetes, Mycosphaerellales, Teratosphaeriaceae. The record is from RefSeq and is a predicted model, not a curated record. Gene Ontology annotation, molecular function: O-methyltransferase activity.